Messenger RNA from Staurois parvus, 311 nucleotides. The record is from the annotation of a GenBank genome assembly. NCBI's taxonomy places the organism in Eukaryota, Metazoa, Chordata, Amphibia, Anura, Ranidae.
CUGAUAGGUGGCACUGAUGGGCAUUACUGAUGGUCACUGAAAGGCAGCAUAGUGCCAUAGCACUGAUAGGCGGCACUGACUGGCGGCACUAAUUGGCACCACUGAUAGGUGGCACUGAUAGUUGGAACUGAAAUGCAGCUCAGAUGGGCACUGAUAUGUGGCAUUGAUGGACACUGACAGGUGGCACCGCUGGGGAUACACUGAUCAUCAGGGCAUACUGAUCAUCAGUGCCCUAAUGAUCAGUGAGAGGAAUGCAGAUAACCGGCAUUUCCAAAUUUACACGCGAUCAGCUGUGAUUGGACACAGCUGAU